Aspergillus wentii DTO 134E9 is the source of this 735-nucleotide messenger RNA. Its product is annotated as oxidoreductase, short chain dehydrogenase/reductase family. Lineage: Eukaryota; Fungi; Ascomycota; Eurotiomycetes; Eurotiales; Aspergillaceae. The transcript is spliced from 4 exons. The coding region runs from base 1 to 735 and encodes 244 amino acids. The record is from RefSeq and is a predicted model, not a curated record.
AUGGGCCCCAAAACAUUUGCUAUAAUAGCGGGAGUUGGCCCUGGGACAGGAGCUUGUAUAGCAAGGCGGUUUGCUCAACAAUACUCCGUGGUCCUUCUAUCACGAACUCCCACCAGCUAUACCCCUCUCGUGAAGGAGAUCAAUUGCAGCGGAGGCCAUGCUAUUGGUAUAAGCACCGAUUUGUCCGAUUCGAUGAGUGUCCGGUCAACGUUCGAGAAGAUCUCACAGCAGUUCCCUUCUUCGUCCCUUGCCGCUGCUGUGUUUAACCCCGGUGGAGGGUAUGUGCCGAAGCCAUUCCUGGAGUUGACAGAAGACGAGUUUGCCAGUGGAUUUGAAAGUCAAGGGAAAGGAGCCUUUCACUUUUCUCAAGCUGUCUUGCCUCUACUUCUCCAGGCUAAGGGCCUGGAUCACCCACCCACCUUGAUCUUCACGGGUUCCACAGGCAGCUUGAGAGGAUCAGCUGGAUUCACGGCUUUCGCCAUAGGAAAGUUUACCCUACGGGCGAUUGCACAAGCUCUGGCGCGGGAAUUUGGGCCGAAGGGUGUCCAUGUGUCGCAUGUUAUUAUUGAUGGAAUUAUCGACACUCCGAAAACGAAAGAAUGGGUGGUCGAUGGUAAUGAGGAUGCAAAGCUUAGUUCUGAAGCUAUUGCGAGCAUGUACUGGCAUCUGCACACGCAGCCCCGGUCAACGUUGGCAUUCGAGGUGGAUUUACGGCCGUGGUCAGAGAAGUGGUAG